AUGGUUAUGGCGACUUCUGAUCAAUCUAGUACUCAAUCUUCUCAUGAAAGUCCAAUUCCUAGCCCUAAGCGCCAGAAAUCAACUGAGGAUGGAGGACAUUCUGAUGAUAGGAUCAGUGAUUUACCGAAUUCAGUUUUACUGCAUAUUUUAUCAUUUCUUCCCACCAAAGGUGUAGUGGCAACUGGCGUGUUGUCUAAAAGAUGGAAACUUCUGUGGGCUAGUGUUCCAUGUCUUGAUUUUGACGACCGUAAUUUCCUCAAACGCGGAGGAAAUGUCGCAUUCAGGAAUGUCGUUAAUAAGAUCUUGCUUGAACACAAUGCAUCCAUUCGAGAGUUUCGGGUUAAUUGUAGAUACAGUCGCCCGUGUGAUGUUGACAUUGAAUUAUGGAUUCGGAAGGCAAUUUCUCGAAAUGUCCAAGUGCUAGGUCUCUGUGUCCCCUAUAAUAUACAUACAAAUGGUGGUUUGAGCGUUCAGUUGCCUCGAGGUAUUUUCUCUUGCCAAACGCUUGUGGUUCUCAAGUUGAUUGGCGAAGCCUUGAUGAUCUCUGUUCCAAGUACAGCAUACUUGCCAAACUUGAAAACACUUGAACUCAGUUCAGUUAGAUACCAAAACGAGGAAUCUGUUACUAACCUGAUUUCUUGCUCUUUGGGGCUUGAAAAUUUGUCCAUUUGGAUGAAAACUUCUAAAAACAUGCCAUACAUGCAUGUGCCGAAGUUGCGUAUACAUGCACCAGCAAUGAAAUCUCUCCAAAUAGUAAAGGGGCGCCAUGGCCGUGCUUCUGCAGAUGAUGUCUUAGAUAUAAGUGCUCCUGCCCUCUCAGAACUUACUAUCGAGGAUCAUGUCUCCGAUUCUCUACAGAUUACAAAUAUGGGCUCAUUGAAUAAGGCAAACCUCAAUUUGCAUAAAACUCUUUCAUAUCAAUGGCUCAUCAAAUGUUUUGAAGCAUUCCGCAACAUCAAGUGUCUCUCCUUAUCUGGUGAUAUACCAACAGCCCUCAACUUCGAAUCCGGACUUCCAUUGGUUAAGUUUUUGAAUUUAACACACUUAACUAUGGGGUGUGUUUGGCGUCCCAUGCUUGUUUACUUUCUUCAAUGCUUUGAGAAACUACAAGUUUUGAGAUUAACAAAGAACCGGUCUUGUUCUGGUAGCGUUCAUCCUGAAGAGUUAUGGAACGAUCCAGUUCUUGUACCCAGAUGUUUGAUGACAUGCCUUAGAACUAUUUGGAUCCAGGAUUUCAGGGAAUCAGAAUUCGAGCUCAGUAUGUUAAAGUAUGUUCUCAAGAAUGGAAAGGUAUUACAAAAGUUAGAAAUAUGUCCUGCUGAUACACACCGCCCAUGGAAUAUCAGCACCCGUGAAGGAGGGGUAGCGCGCAAAUUUGAGCUGAAAUUUCUAAGAUCUGAAGGCAAUUACCGGCAACUUGAAGCCAAGUAUAGCAUCGCAAAGAAGAUAAUGAAUAUCCAGAAAGGAUCAGAUGCUUGCGAAAUUGAUAUCUUAUGA
Molecule: messenger RNA, 1497 nt
Organism: Oldenlandia corymbosa var. corymbosa
Lineage: Eukaryota; Viridiplantae; Streptophyta; Magnoliopsida; Gentianales; Rubiaceae
Source: the annotation of a GenBank genome assembly